Molecule: messenger RNA, 1381 nt
Organism: Momordica charantia (bitter melon)
Lineage: Eukaryota; Viridiplantae; Streptophyta; Magnoliopsida; Cucurbitales; Cucurbitaceae
Product: ras-related protein Rab7
Cellular component (GO): vacuolar membrane
Molecular function (GO): GTPase activity; GTP binding
Source: RefSeq, a predicted model, not a curated record
UUGGGAUGGAAUCCUGAAAAAGAAAAGAACACGAGGAGAAGGAUUAAAGGAGGAGAGCCCAUCAAAACUCACGUAGGUGUCGUUUAGUUCUUCGAAUUUCAGAGUGCUUUUUUCGAACAGCGCCGUGGAUUCUUCCCAACUGCCACCCAUGUUCCCAAGAUUCAAUCCCCAUUUCCUCUUCUUCUUCGUCUCCCUUUGCUAAUCGCGAUGAAAAGGUUGCGGAACUAGCUCAAAGGGUGCAGAGUUACGCUAUUUGAAUCCGAGGUUUUUCGUCUGAUUGAUUGAUUGAUUGAUUGAUUUCGCUGCCAUGUCGUUCCGUAGGCGGACUUUGCUCAAGGUCAUCGUUCUCGGUGAUAGUGGGGUUGGCAAGACGUCGUUGAUGAAUCAAUACGUGCAUAAGAAAUUCAGUCAGCAAUACAAAGCUACAAUUGGUGCUGAUUUCGUCACCAAGGAACUUCAAAUUGAUGACAGGCUUGUCACACUUCAAAUAUGGGACACAGCCGGACAAGAGAGAUUUCAAAGUCUUGGAGUUGCUUUCUAUAGAGGGGCAGAUUGCUGUGUUCUAGUCUAUGAUGUUAACGUGAUGAAGUCGUUCGACACACUUGACAAUUGGCAUGAUGAGUUUCUCAGACAGGCAAACCCACCUGACCCUAGGACGUUCCCGUUUAUAUUGCUUGGAAAUAAGAUUGACAUUGAUGGUGGGAAUAGUCGAGUGGUCUCUGAGAAGAAAGCUAGGGAAUGGUGUGCUUCAAAAGAAAAUAUUCCUUACUUUGAGACCUCAGCUAAAGAAGACUACAACGUCGAUGCUGCUUUUUUGUGCAUUGCCAAGACUGCAUUAGCCAAUGAACAUGAGCAGGAUAUAUAUUUCCAAGGAAUCCCUGAAACCGUCGUGGAGACCGAGCAAAGGGGUGGCUGCGCAUGCUGAAUCCAGAAACUGAAAGACUUGGGAACUCUCGCACUCACUCUCACUCCCAUCCACCCUUUUGGUUCUUAUAUACAUUUUUGCUGGCUUUGUGAUUCAUUACUAAUCUUUGAUUGCAGACCCUCCCCUCCUGUUGCAUAAUCUAACCACUGAGACUUGAUCUUUUCAUUUUGAAGAAAUUAGCUUCCUUUUUGUGAGGUAAGAACACAACUUCUGGGAUCUCUGAGUCUGUAGGAUCCAUUAUUUCAAGGAUCCUACCGCGGUGUUCCUGAGUUGAAUAAUAGUUUCUGGCCAUCUGUUUUUGUUUUUAAAUGUUCAGGACGUUUCUUUUAUGUAUUUUAUUUUAUUAUUUCCUUCUAGCUUCUUGUUAUUCGAACUCUGUUCAAGAAAACUGAGAAUGGAAAUUUUUUCCUUUUUUUUUUGAGACAGCCUGAGAAUGGAUUUGUUGGUUCUUUUUAA